CACAGGCUACUAAUUAAUUUUAUUUUAAUCUCGCUCGCGGGCGCAGCUAAUAUUUUAUUUUUUUACUUAUUCACUCGACGUUAUAUAUGAUCUCUGAAGUAUUUUAACAACGUUAUAUUACUUAUUAAAACUAUAUUUCUCUAUAUGGGCCAAAAAUAUUCAUAGAAGCCAAUUAAAAAAAACAACCACAUAUUUGAUUUAGUAAUCAUGGAUAAAGACGAAACAGUCUCUGUAUCAAAGGGCGUAUUUUUAUUCAAAAAUGGAUUCAAGAAAAGUUUAAAAGCUAAACACAAAAAUAAAGCAUGGGUUCAAUCUCGGUUUAGAAGACAGCCUUGGUACGACUGUUUCCAACAGAACUGGGAUUUGUUUGAAGUUCAUAUAAAGGAAUUACAUCAUCAAACAUAUAGUACAUUACUGAAUGAUAUCGUCAAUUACAUAGAGUUUCAUCACAUGAAUAAUGAUUUAGGAUCAAUAGAAGGAGUUAUUCCUACUGCAACACUAAUAACUGGAGUUAAUCAACCAGACCAUGUCUCUCAGUUUAAUGCACUAAUUAAUAUAAUAAGAGAAAAUGUAACACCACACAUUGCUAUGACUAAUUCACAAGAUGGGUCAACAAUCAAGUUACUUGUGGAAAAUGUUGUUUGGCAAUUGAUACAUGGACAAGGCAUGUUGGAUAAUUCAGAGAAUGAGAAUUUUGAUGAAAGUAUGGAAUAUAAAGUGCCAAAGUUAAAGAAAAAUCAGUGUACAAUGAAAUCUUUGUACAAUUGGUAUCAAAAUGCAUGUGUUAAUUCACCGAGUAAGAAAAAAAAAGUCAACACAAAAAGACCACUUAUUAUUAUCAUACCUGACUUUGAGAGUUUUCAUUGUAAUGUUUUGCAAGAUUUUGUUAUGAUUGUUAGUUCGUAUAUAGCUAAACUUCCUAUAGUCCUAGUUUUUGGAGUAGCAACAUCUGUUUCUGCUUUACAUAAGUCGUUUCCAUAUCAUGUAUCUUCAAAAUUACUCAUGAAGGUUUUCCACUCUCAUUCAUCACCAGUUUAUAUGAAUCAAGUAUUAGAAAACAUCUUCCUCACGCACACCAGCCCAUUCCAUCUCUCUGGAAAAGCGUUUGAAUUGUUAACGGAUGUGUUCCUAUUUUAUGAUUUCUCAGUUGCUGGACUUUUACAAAGUAUAAAGUAUUGUAUGAUGGAUCACUACUACGGAGACAAUAUUAAGACACUUUGUUGUGCCCAACAAGACAUAGAUGGCGCUGUCUCGGCUUUGUCAUCUCACGAUUUGGAAAGUGUCAGACAAUUGCUUUCUUUCAGACCGUACCUAGAAAAACAAAGUUGCAAAAUAAAAAUUAAAUUAUUCGAAGAUGAUGACUUCUUCAGAGAAACUUUAUGCAAAAAAAUGCAAGAACUUCACGAUUAUUUAUUUAGUUUUUAUUCAUGUAUUAGAUUAUUGUUCGUCUUUAUAAAAGAUUUACCAAAGAAUAUUUUAGGAAAGUCUGUUCGUGAAAUUUAUUCAAAGUGCGCUGUCGAAAAUAUAACCAGCACUCAAGUUUUUCGUGAAUGUAUGCAAUUAAUAAAUUUUCAAUCACAAUAUAAAUUAGUGGACAGUAUAAAAGAUGCAUUGAAAUCAGUGAAUACUUCUUUACAAAUUACAUCGCCGAUUAAACCACUUCGAUCAACGCCAGUUAAAAACAAUCAGAAUGAUAUGCCAAUAAAUACUAUCGGUGAAUCGUUAAUGAAAACAAUAAGGAUACAUUUAAUGAUGUUUUUAAGACAAAUAGAAAGUGCUAACAAUCAAACUACAUUGUUAACUGAUGGUGAUGAAGAUGUAGACAUUAAGCCAGAGGCGGUACCAGGUGACAGAUAUAAAUUAAAAGAGAAGCUACUUCGAGCAACGAGAGUGGAACGUGUGCAGUCAGAAUAUGAAAUGAUAAGGUCUAGGUUUGUGAGUUACUUGGAGGAGAUGUUCGCUAAAGCAUUGCAACCGCCGCACACGCAGACGUUCCACGAGAUUUUGUUCUUCAGCGAUGUCAGCAAUGUAAAGAAGCAGAUCGUUGGCUCUCCCAGAGGAGCCAUACACACCGCGUUGAGCAACCCUGUUUCUUAUUUACAAUGUAAAUGCUGUAUCCUGCCGUCACCGGAGAGCGUGUCUGAUACAUUACCCGACGUGUCUCUGACAUACAAGCUGCAUAGAGAGUGCGGCAAACACAUCAACCUGUACGACUGGCUGCAGGCCUUUGCGGCUAUAGUUAACCCAACUGAAGAUGACCAAGCGCAUCAAGACCCUAUUGUACAGUCUAGAUUUAGCCGCGCCGUAGCUGAGCUUCAAUUCCUAGGAUUCAUAAAGUCGUCUAAAAGAAAGACUGAUCACGUAAUGCGUUUGACUUGGUAAAGUACAAUAAAAUGGUUUCAAUAUGUGUUUUUAAUGUG
This is a messenger RNA of Papilio xuthus (Asian swallowtail), 2420 nucleotides long. It is a transcript of the gene Orc3, whose product is annotated as origin recognition complex subunit 3. Gene Ontology annotation, molecular function: DNA replication origin binding. Gene Ontology annotation, biological process: DNA replication; DNA replication initiation. Bases 208 to 2382 code for a protein of 724 amino acids. NCBI's taxonomy places the organism in Eukaryota, Metazoa, Arthropoda, Insecta, Lepidoptera, Papilionidae. The transcript has 12 exons. Gene Ontology annotation, cellular component: nuclear pre-replicative complex; nuclear origin of replication recognition complex; DNA replication preinitiation complex. The record is from RefSeq and is a predicted model, not a curated record.